AUGAAGGCGACGCUACUCUCGGUUGGGCUUCUUGCCUGGAUCAUUUCUGUGGUCUCGGCGACUGCACUAACCUACAAGAUCACCGCCAACGAGAAGGCCUGCUUCUACGCCGCCCCUGAGAAGAUAGGGUCAAAGAUUGCCUUCUACUUUGCUGUCCAAUCGGGAGGCUCCUUCGAUAUCGACUACGUAGUGACUGGCCCGUCCGACAAGAUCAUUCUGGAUGGAGAGAAGGAACGCCAGGGCGAUUUCGUCUUCACUGCCAACGAGCUGGGCGAGUACAAGUUCUGCUUCAACAAUGCGAUGAGCACAUACUCGGAGAAAUAUGUCGACUUCGAGAUUGCCGUCGAGGACGAGGCACGAGCCCAACUUCCAGCCAAGCAGGGCACGACCCCAGAGCAGACAUCCGCCCUCGAGGAGUCCAUCUACAAGGUGUCGGGCCAGCUGUCUACCAUCACGAGAAACCAGAAAUACUUCCGCACACGCGAGAACCGAAACUUCAGCACCGUCCGAAGCACGGAGGGACGAAUCAUCAACUUCAGUUUGAUCCAAUGCGCCAUGGUAAUUGCCAUGGGCGGUCUGCAAGUCUUUGUCGUUAGAUUCUUCUUCCAGGGCGCGCGCAAGGGUUACGUAUAA
Molecule: messenger RNA, 633 nt
Organism: Anthostomella pinea
Lineage: Eukaryota; Fungi; Ascomycota; Sordariomycetes; Xylariales; Xylariaceae
Source: the annotation of a GenBank genome assembly